Molecule: messenger RNA, 2402 nt
Organism: Limulus polyphemus (Atlantic horseshoe crab)
Lineage: Eukaryota; Metazoa; Arthropoda; Merostomata; Xiphosura; Limulidae
Gene: Dtwd2
Product: DTW domain-containing protein 2-like
Exons: 6
Coding region: 115-909 (264 amino acids)
Source: RefSeq, a predicted model, not a curated record
GGGAAGUGUAGGAUAUUGAAGCUGUGAAAGAAAAAGUAACGUACGAAUGAACGGGUUGUUGUAUUUUUGUUGAUUGAUAAGUUAUGAAAAAACUAUUAUAAUUUUUUAAACAUAAUGGCAGCAAACGACCAAUUUGAUGAAGAUGAUAAGGUGUGUAACACUUUACUAGAGCUUUCUGUAAUCUCGGCAGAACCACCUAUGAAAAGAAGUCUCUGUGUACAGUGCAGACGACCCUCCAGAGUGUGCUGGUGUACUUUUCUUCCAUCCACACCACUAGAUGUCAGUUGUAAAGUGGUUAUCUUGCAGCAUCCUGCUGAGGAAAAACGAUGUCUGAGAACAUCUCCUAUUUUAGAAGUUGCACUUCCAAAAGGACACUGUAUCGUGAGGAAAGGUAGAAAAUUCUCAUCUGAAAGAAACAAUGACAUGCAAGAUAUUUUGACAUCACAAGAUACUCUUGUUCUCUAUCCCGGAGAAAAAGCUACAGAUCUGACUGAACUACCCACCGUUAAGAGUAGAGGAUCACCGUACAACAUUGUUAUUCUUGAUGGAACCUGGUCACAGGCAAGGUCGAUCUUUUACAAUAGCAAGGAGCUUCACGGUCUUAAACAGGUUCAACUUCAGCCCGGUUAUAGUAGCAGUUAUGUUAUCCGUACGCAGCCAACAAGUGAGUGUUUAUCAACCGUGGAAACGGUUGCAGUUACCCUUUCUUAUCUUGAAGAGUCACCAAAGAUUCAUGAGCUGUUGGUGCAUCCACUGAAAGCUAUGUGUCAGUUUCAGUUGGAUCACGGUGCUGUCCCGCACCAGAGUAAGGAAUUCCUGAUCCAGAACGGUCUUUACAAGAAACCUUUACCUCGUAAAAUCAUACACAAAGUAUCUAAUCACGAAGACAUUAAGCACAUUCUCAGAUAGUGUCGUGUCAAACUUGAGUUGAUACUAGUUACAGGUAAUUAGUAACAAGCCACUAGUACGUGACUACAACACACGGUACUUUCAUGGAAAAUACGUCGUUUUGUAAAUGGGAACUUCAUUUUAUAUCUAAUUUGUUGUAUAUAUUAUCCUGUGAGAUAUAGUUUAGGUAUGUUCUAGGGACUGUUCUACUGCCUCUUGGGGGUUUCAUUCCUCAAAUAUAAUGUUUAAAACUCAUUAUUGAAACCUUUUGUAAUAAAUUGAUGAUUAUAAAAAGUAGACUUUACUAGUCAGGCAUGUAAGUUGUUUAACUUUUUGGUUAUAUGACUACACAAGUGUGUGAUCAGUAUUUCGGUUUUCCAUUGUACAGUGCUUUUACAAGAAUUGACUGAUGUUUUAGGAUCUCGAACAGAUGACGUACGUAUUAGUGGACAAGGUGAAAUGUGUGUUCGUAGCAGCAACAAGUACUUACCAUUUAACACUUGUAAUGGUGUGGUAACUUUAGUUUGUAUUGCUGUGAUAAUCAUGUUUUAAAUGUUUUUGUAACAAAACUAUUGUUCGUAUCAAUUUUAAACGUGGAGCACAUGUUGAAAUCCAUUUGAAAUUGACAUAGUAUUGGAUAAAAUGUACGUAAAUAAAUUUAUGGGAAACGAUAAUAAUUUCUGUGUUUGAUAGUUUCGCAGUCUGAAAUUUGUACAGAAUUUAUGACAAUUUCUGGAUGGAAUGAAACAACGUAAAGAAGGGCCUGUACAGAAAACUUCUGUCAUAGGUUACUUUCUUCAUUCUUUUUUCUCACUUUAUUUUCUCAAAAUGAUUGUAAUAACUAUUCUUAAAACUAGUGGGUUUUUAUACAAAAUUAUUUCUUUGAUAGACCAUUGUUCUUGUGUUCUUUUUUUUUACGUGUACUCGCCCUCUAUAUCCAGUGCCUUUCUUAAUGUGAUAUGAACUGUUGUCUGUGUUAUCUUCACACACUGUUAUUACAAAUGAUAUUUUAUGAAUUUGUAUAAUUUUAGUUAGUUUGUAUCAAAAUGUGUGCCAUUUCUAUUGGAUGACAUCUUUGAAAAGCCCAGAUGAUGCUUGUUGCCUUUUUUUAUUUUUGUGGUAGUGACACCGUGUGGAAUGGUAGAGAACUAUGAAACUAAAGAUCGGUUACUUAUAAACUUACUGCCAUAAGAUGAAGAUUAAUGAUUUGAUGGUAAUAGCCUGAAUUUCACUUAAAGUUUUGAUGUAUUUUUGAAAUAGCUAAUUCAAUUCAAAAACUGAUAAGGAACUAUGAGUUUGGUCCCUUUAUAUUCAAGUUUUAUCUGUGCUUAACAUAAGUCUAUAAUAACCGUAGAAAGUGAAUCUGUGCUUAACAUAAGUCUGUAAUAGCCCUAGAAAGUGAAUCUGUGCUUAACUUAAGUCUGUAAUAACCCUAGAAAGUGAAUCUGUGCUUAACUUAAGUCUGUAAUAACCCUAGAAAGUGAAUCUGUGCUUAACUUAAGUCUGUAAUAACC